AUGUCAAUAAUUGAACUACUGAAUGAAAUAGGAAAACUAGCCGAAAUUAUAAAUGAGAAAAACCGUGAACUAGAGAAUUUACGCAAGAACUAUGAUUCUAAGUUACAGGUGAUUAAUAAAUACAUCGAAGAUUUAUCUUUGUCCUCAUCACCACUCCCAUCACUAGAUACAAUUACCGAUGAAAAUCUAAUCACAAGAUUAUCUACACCAAUUGAAUGUCCUAAUUGUCAUAAUAGAGUAUGGGAAAAUUCAAAGAAUUCAGAUUUUUUAUUAAUACCUAAACACAAAAUCACUACCGGGUCCGAGUUGCAGCAGGAAGAUACUAGUUUAACAACACUGACACAGUCUCUACCACCUUUGUCUAACAAACCAAGCAAAAACAAAUCAAAAAUAGAAUGUUCAUAUUGCAAAAAGAAAGGUCAUACUAGAGCUAAAUGUCGAAUAAGGUUAAAUACUCCAAUUUCUACAAAUAAUCACAACACCUAA
Molecule: messenger RNA, 486 nt
Organism: Candida tropicalis MYA-3404
Lineage: Eukaryota; Fungi; Ascomycota; Pichiomycetes; Serinales; Debaryomycetaceae
Exons: 1
Coding region: 1-486 (161 amino acids)
Molecular function (GO): zinc ion binding; nucleic acid binding
Source: RefSeq, a predicted model, not a curated record